AUGUUCAACAAUGCUGCUCCCUCACCAAUCGGCAUUGAUCCUCUACAGAGUGUUGCCAAAGAACUCAAAUUCUUGACUGGAAACAUUCAACAGCUGCUCGGCUCUGGCCACCCCAUGCUGGAUACUGUCGCAAAGUACUACACCCAAUCCGAGGGCAAAUAUGUCCGUCCUAUGCUGGUCUUGCUCAUGUCGCAAGCUACCGCUUUGACUGUCAAGCACGAGCGAUCAACUCCUCAGGCUGUCGACGUCGACUCGUCCAUGUCGCCCUCCACCGUUCUCUCCGACUCGAAUCCCUCGCCCCUGACCUCUCCCCCUGUUGUCGAGGACCUUGCCGACACCUCCGUCCUUCCCUCACAGCGCCGUCUUGCCGAAAUCACCGAACUUAUUCACACUGCCUCUCUGCUCCACGACGAUGUCAUUGACAACUCAAUCUCUCGCCGCUCCGCUCCCUCGGCCAACAUUCAGUUCGGCAACAAGAUGGCUGUUCUGGCUGGCGAUUUCAUGCUUGGUCGCGCCUCUGUUGCACUCGCACGCCUGAGAGAUCCCGAAGUUACUGAGCUGCUCGCUACCGUUAUCGCAAACUUGAUCGAGGGUGAAUUCAUGCAGUUGAAAAACACUGCUUCGGAUGAGAAACACCCUACAUACAGUCAAGAGACCAUGGAGUACUACUUGCAAAAGACAUACUUGAAGUCCGCUUCGCUUAUCAGCAAGUCGACAAGGGCCGCCGCCAUCCUGGGUAACUGCUCCCCGGAUGUAGUAGAAGCUGCUUACAGCUACGGAAAGAACCUUGGUCUUGCCUUCCAGCUUGUUGAUGACAUGCUGGAUUACACUGUCAGUGGAGCCGAGCUCGGCAAGCCUGCUGGUGCUGACUUGGAACUGGGUUUGGCUACCGCUCCUCUGCUGUUCGCCUGGAAAGACAACAAGGAACUCGGUACGCUUGUUGGCAGGCGAUUCGCUGAGGAGGGUGAUGUGAAGAGGGCACACGACCUUGUCAUUCAGAGCAACGGCAUUGAACAGACUCGCGCCAUGGCUGAAGACUAUAUCAACAAGGCUCGCGAAGCCAUUGCUUUCUUCCCAGAGAGUCAGGCCAAGGCCGGCCUCUUGGACAUGUGUACAAAAGUUUUGCAGAGGAGAAAGUAG
This is a messenger RNA of Aureobasidium melanogenum CBS 110374, 1140 nucleotides long. Its product is annotated as terpenoid synthase. Gene Ontology annotation, biological process: ubiquinone biosynthetic process; isoprenoid biosynthetic process. Gene Ontology annotation, molecular function: prenyltransferase activity. The coding region runs from base 1 to 1140 and encodes 379 amino acids. NCBI's taxonomy places the organism in Eukaryota, Fungi, Ascomycota, Dothideomycetes, Dothideales, Saccotheciaceae. The record is from RefSeq and is a predicted model, not a curated record. Gene Ontology annotation, cellular component: transferase complex. The transcript has 2 exons.